GGCCAGUGUGGAAAGAGUUUUAGCCUGUUAGGAAGCCUGAAAGCUCAUGAGCGAAUACACUCAGGAGAGAAGCCAUACCAUUGCGGCCAGUGUGGAAAUAGUUUUAACCAGUUAGGAAACAUGAAAAGACAUGGGAGGAUACACACAGGGGAGAAGCCAUACCACUGCUCCCAGUGUGGAAAGAGUUUUACGGCAUUAGUUAAGCUGGAAGCUCAUGAGCGAAUUCACACAGGGGAGAAGCCUUACUACUGUUCCAAUUGUGGAAAGAGCUUUAACCAUUUAGUUAACAUGAAAAGACAUGAGAGGAUACACACAGGAGCGAAGCCUCACCAUUGCUCCCAGUGUGGAAAGAGUUUUAAGCGGUUAGACACCCUCAAAGAUCAUUUGCGAAUACACACAGGGGAGAAGCCUUUCCGUUGCGCCCAGUGUGGAAAGAGUUUUAGCCGGUCAGGAAGCCUGAAAGAGCACGAGCGAAUUCACACAGGGAGAAAUCUUACCACUGAUCCC
Oncorhynchus tshawytscha (Chinook salmon) is the source of this 507-nucleotide messenger RNA. Its product is annotated as zinc finger protein 79-like. NCBI's taxonomy places the organism in Eukaryota, Metazoa, Chordata, Actinopteri, Salmoniformes, Salmonidae. The record is from RefSeq and is a predicted model, not a curated record. The transcript has a single exon. The annotation marks the transcript as partial. Gene Ontology annotation, biological process: regulation of transcription by RNA polymerase II. Gene Ontology annotation, molecular function: DNA-binding transcription factor activity; RNA polymerase II cis-regulatory region sequence-specific DNA binding.